This is a messenger RNA of Sardina pilchardus (European sardine), 1806 nucleotides long. Its product is annotated as golgin subfamily A member 6-like protein 24. The record is from RefSeq and is a predicted model, not a curated record. Lineage: Eukaryota; Metazoa; Chordata; Actinopteri; Clupeiformes; Clupeidae. Bases 1 to 1806 code for a protein of 601 amino acids. The transcript is spliced from 5 exons.
AUGGAGAAAGAGAAAGAUGCUGAAGUAAAAGAAGAAGACAAAAAACUGAAUGAUAAACAACUGGAGGACAAGGAGAAGGGAGAGAAAAAGAUAGAGAGAGAGAAAGACAUUGAAGUCAAAGAAGGAAAAGAGCUGAAUGAUGAACCGCUGAUUGAAGAGAAAGAGGAAGGAGUUAACACGAAGGGAAAGGAAGGGCAAGAGGAGGUGACAGAAUGUGUGGUGGAGAUUAAAGAGAAAAAUGUGGAGGAUACUGGCAUGGCCACAGCUUUGGUGACCAAAACAGUCUCCAGUGAUUUGGCACAGAAUGGGAAUCAAGAGAAGGAGGAGGAGAAGGCCGCAGAGAAGGAUAUGAUGAGGAAAGAUGAGAAAAAAGAAAGAGUGGAGGAUGAUAAAGAGGUCGAUAUUAAAGAAAAGGAGGAGCUAGCGGAGGUGCAGGAAGAAAAGAAAGCAGAGGACAUGAAGGUGAAGGAGGAGCAGGAGAAGGUGGAGAUUAUGGUGGAGAGAAAACAGAAGCAGGUGGAUAUAACUGAUGGGACUGUGGCCAUGGAGAUGAGACCAGAGGUUUCCCUGAUGGAGGAUGGAAAGGAGCUGAUGGACAACAAAGGAAAGGAAGAUGAGAAAAAGAAAGCAAAGGAGAAGGAGGACAUGAAGGUGCAAGAGGAGCAAGAGGAAGUGAAGGAGUGUGUGUUGGAGGUAGAGGAGAAAGAGAAGGAAGACACAGAUGAUGGGACUGUGGCCGUAGAGACUACACUGAAGGUCUCUCUGGAGAGCAACACCACCAUCAAUCAAGAACAACAGGUGAAGAAAAGAAUGCCAGGGUGUCAAGGCGAUAAAUCCAAAAACAAACACGAUAAACACCAAGUGCACAAUGAGGUGACUGAGGAAAACAGACCGAAGCAGCACAUGAGGUAUGGACAACAACAUGAGUCCCAACAUAGAAUAGGAGAAAGGCGUGGUACAAGACAGGGAGUAAGAGGAUGCUGGAGAGAUUCAAAUGGAUGCCAAACAGGUCCUGUGGGAUGCUGGGGAGAUGCAAAGAGAUGCUGGAAAGGUCCAAUGGCACAUGAGGAAGAGAAGGAGAAGCAGGGCAUGAGCCUGAAGGAGGCGCAAGAGGAGGUGAAACAGUGUGUGGAGGACGGAGAAGAAAAGGAGGAGGAAAAUGUAUUCAAUCGCACUGUGACCAUGGGAACUACAUUGAAAAUCCAUUUGGUCAUAGACCGCAACACCACGACAAAUGAAGAUCAAGAGGUGAAGAAAAGAACGCGAGGGUGUAGAGGCGGAAAAUCGAAAAACAAACAACAGUACAAUGACAUGACUGAGGAAAACAAACGGAGGCAGGGCACAAAAGCUGGACAUCAACAUGAGUUUGAGCACCAAAACAGGGGAGUAGAAAGACAAAAUAAAACAGAGGGGGUGCAGGCAAAUUGGAAAGGUCCACAGCAGGAAGAAAGACAGACGAGAGAGGACAACCAAAAACAAACCAGAAACAAACACAGGUACAACAUGGCGGCGAGGAGGGAAUGGUACGCAGCAGACGCAUGUGGACGCCACACAGAGGAGACAGCGAGAAGCGAUGAGAAGAAGCGACCACAUGGGAGCCACGGGGGAAUCCACUGGAAUAAAGGAGGCUUGGUCGUGGAGAGGAGAGGGCCAGUUUGGGCAGAACACAAGAACAGAGAAGGAGGACAAACGCAGCAGGAGGAGAGAGGAGAGAGAAUGGGUGAGAGGCAGGGCCCUCAUCACCACAGAGAGAGGAGAGAGCACAUGAAGAGGAGAGACACAGGAAGAGGAAUAGGAGGAGAAUGA